Lolium rigidum is the source of this 1596-nucleotide messenger RNA. RefSeq names its product obtusifoliol 14-alpha demethylase-like. The transcript is spliced from 3 exons. Gene Ontology annotation, biological process: sterol biosynthetic process. Gene Ontology annotation, cellular component: endoplasmic reticulum. Gene Ontology annotation, molecular function: oxidoreductase activity, acting on paired donors, with incorporation or reduction of molecular oxygen; monooxygenase activity; iron ion binding. Lineage: Eukaryota; Viridiplantae; Streptophyta; Magnoliopsida; Poales; Poaceae. The coding region runs from base 39 to 1511 and encodes 490 amino acids. The record is from RefSeq and is a predicted model, not a curated record.
GUUUGUACCGAGGCAGUUCUAAUUAUAGGAACUGCAAAAUGGACUUGACAAAUAGCGCCCUGUGGAUGGUCUUAGCUAUUUUUUCCAUCACUGCAGUAUUCACCAAAAUUGCAAAUGGAAGAAUUACCUAUGAUCCCGUGUGUACACUACCACCUCCACCUCAGGUGAAGGGUAUUGCUCUUUUGAGACUGUUAUCAACUCUGUGUACGAAGGGCCCUGAAGCAACAAUGCAUUAUCUGUAUAAUAAGUUUGGCAGUAUCUUCACAGUAAGUUUUGUUUGGAAAAGAAUAACUUUUUUGGUUGGACGAGAGGCAUCCGUUAUUUUCUUCCAAGGGUCGGAGUCAGAGGUUACACAAGGAGAUAUAAACGAGUUCACUGUGCCCAUGUUUGGCCAAGAGAUUGGCUUUGCUGUAGAUUACGAUACUCGAAUGGAGCAAACUCGUUUCAUUGUUGAGUCUGUGGGGCCAGCGCAACUAAGAAGCUAUGUUGAUCCCAUGCUUGAGGAAGUGGAGAAAUAUUUCGCAAAAUGGGGAGAAGAAGGGGUAGUCGAUCUGAAACAUGAAUUUGAGGAACUACUUAUGUUGAUUUCAUGUCGAUGCCUUGUCGGAAAAGAGGUCAGAGAGAAGAUGUUUGGCCAGUUUGGAAAAUUGUUUCAUGAAAUUGAGGAAGGUGUGAACUUUGCCAGUUUCAUGUUCCCAUACAUCCCGAUUCCAGUAAAUCGUCGGCGUGACAGAGCACGGAUCAAGCUUACAGAAAUACUAUCUGAGGUUGUUAGGUCACGCAAGAGCUGCAAGCGUGUCGAGGAGGAUGUGCUCCAGAGAAUUAUUGAUUCAACAUACAAAGAUGGCAGAGCCACAACCAUAGAAGAAGUCAGUGGAAUGAUCAUUGCCGUGAUCUUUGGGGGAAAGCACACAACCGCAUUGACUAGCACGUGGACCGGAGCUUGCCUUUUGAGCCAUGAGAAUUUCUUAGAUGCUGCUUUAGAGGAGCAAAAGUGUAUACUUAGAAAGUACAAUGACAAGAUAGACUACCGUAUAUUGUCAGAGAUGGGCACUCUGCACAACUGCAUCAAAGAGGCGGCACGUAUGCACCCUGCAGUGCCGAUGAUAGUCCGCCAAGUGAAAAAGGAUAUCAUCGUUCGUGGAAAAGAGGGCAAUGAACAUGGCAUCCCCAAAGGUAACAUCUUAGUAAACCUCGUAAUGAUGAACGGUAUGUUGCCACACAUUUACAAGGACCCUGAGGUGUUUGAUCCAGAUCGAUUUCGUCCUGGAAGGGAGGAGGAUAAAGCUGCUGGUAAAUUCUCUUACACGAAUUUUGGUGGUGGCAGACAUGCAUGUAGUGGAGAGGCUUAUGCGUACAUGCAAAUUAAAAUUAUAUUUAGCCAUAUACUGAGGAAUUUUGAACUCAAGCUCAUUUCUUCUUUUCCCAAGCCAGACUGGACCAAGUAUAUGCCAGAACCUAAAGGGAAACUCAUGGUGAGCUACAAACGAUUUCAGCUGCCUAGCAACUAAGAUAUUUUAUCAGGUAUCAACAUGUAUUUUGGUGGAUGUAUCUUUGUGUGCGUGUAGCUUUCCUACGGGCUAAGGCAUAUCGCAC